UGGUUGCAUUACUGUCUGUCCUUGCAGGAAGAGAGGAUGGUGAGAGAUCGGAACCUACUCCAAGUGCAGGAGCACGAGCAGCAGAUCCUGUGGAAGGUGAAGUUCAGCUCAGGAAACAGCAGCCAGAUGAGUAACCAGUGCAGGAACUCUGUGCAGGGGAAGCUCCUCAUCACAGAUGAACUGGGCUACAUCUGUGAGAGGAAGGACCUGCUGGUGAAUGGCUGUUGUAAUGUCAAUGUGCCCAGCACAAAGCUGUACAGCUGUGACACUUGUCUUCCCAACGGCUGCUGCAGUGUCUACGAGUACUGCGUGUCCUGUUGCCUGCAGCCCAGCAAGCAACACGUCCUGGAACGUUUCCUGAACCGAGCAGCAAUUGCUUUCCAAAACCUCUUCAUGGCAGUGGAAGAUCACUUUGAACUGUGUUUGGCAAAAUGCAGGACUUCAUCACAGAGUGUGCAGCAUGAAAACACCUACAGAGAUCCAAUUGCCAAAUACUGCUAUGGGGAGUAUCCUCCUGAGCUCCUGCCUGUCUGAAAGCUGCAUGGUCUGAGCAACACAGCGAAGGAACUGGAGACUUGGAUCCAAAAGCACAAGGCAACAGCUGUUGCUUUACAAGAGCCUCAGUGCAAAUGGCUUCUGCUGUGUGUGGGGGCAAACCUAGAGGUGUACAGAGUAAGCAAGGAGCUUCUCUAGGACUGAGUCUUGCUUCCUUCGGUUAUGCACCUGCAUUGGAGUGCUGGUACUGUGCUACAGUACCAGUCCAUUCUUGGAAUGCUUCAUCUAAAUUUUAGGAUGCAUGGAGUCAAUCUAGGCUAUAUAACAUCAUGGGAAAAAUAUCUAAUGUAGC
Messenger RNA from Acanthisitta chloris (rifleman), 847 nucleotides. It is a transcript of the gene SPRING1, whose product is annotated as chromosome unknown open reading frame, human C12orf49. The transcript has 4 exons. The coding region runs from base 37 to 534 and encodes 165 amino acids. NCBI's taxonomy places the organism in Eukaryota, Metazoa, Chordata, Aves, Passeriformes, Acanthisittidae. The record is from RefSeq and is a predicted model, not a curated record. Gene Ontology annotation, biological process: positive regulation of SREBP signaling pathway.